This is a messenger RNA of Suillus subalutaceus, 741 nucleotides long. RefSeq lists its product as uncharacterized. The record is from RefSeq and is a predicted model, not a curated record. Lineage: Eukaryota; Fungi; Basidiomycota; Agaricomycetes; Boletales; Suillaceae. The coding region runs from base 1 to 741 and encodes 246 amino acids. The transcript is spliced from 3 exons.
AUGCUGCAUUUCAGUCACCCUGGACAGACAUACCGACAGUGGUUCCACAAUCACAAGAAGGUCCAGACCAAUUUCAAAGCACCCACUAAGCCAAAAAAGAAAUGGACGGCACGGCGAGUCAUUGAGGAAGAGCGCAAGGCCGAGAUUCUUCAGCAAAUUCGGGAAGAAAUUGAGGAAGAGACUGGAGAGAAGCCUGCUCACAAGGAAGUACUGAGGAGGUAUCAGCCAACCAUGACAGCAAUCAUGCACCGGCUGGACAAAAAGGAGUUGCAGGAAGCUGAGGCAAAGGCUGAUAAGUGGAUGAAUCAAGCCCCUGAUGCCACUGUCCAGGCCAAGACAGCUAGGAAGAAGGGUGAAAAAAUGGUCAAGAACUUCGCCAAAGAAAUGUUUACUCAGGCCGGUAUGAGAGUCUUUGUUUUGGGUUCCUGGAAGGAUGAGAAGGGGGGGCUGCUUACAUCUGGGUUUGACUUCAAUGAGCAGCUUGGUAAGGGAUCCAGCUUCAUGAAAGACAAGGACUGGCAGGCCAUCCUACCAGUAUGGGAAGAUUUCAUUGGCGAUGCAUUUGACCAUGAUCAAGACCAGGAUGCCACACUGCUUGGAGGCACUCGGUGGGUCCCAAAACCAUACCAUGAAUUCAAGCUGGACCAUUUGGGUUCGCCGAUGUUGCCCGAGAUGGGCGAUUUAUCCCUCAAGACCAAGAAGGCAAUGAUUCAGGUCAUUCCUUACCAUUCAUUACAGUAA